CCUCAAUUGAACCUUCGACUCAAUCUUUGUAUCUCUCAACAAAAAAACAGAAAUACCGCCCAAAAUGGGGAAGCUCCCCGUCCCCUCAACCCUCCUCUCAUCCUCUCCCCUCCGCCCAUCAACCACAUCUUCGCUCUCCAUCCACAGCCUCUCCUCGCCCGUCCGCACGCAGACCCGAAACGCGACAUUUAUCCCCCGUCCAAGAAGGCCCUACACCUUCACCCAGCUCAUCCAGCUCUCCGACGGCUCGACCUACACCGCGCGCACCACCUCGCCAUUGCCCUUGUACCGGGCCCAAAAGGAUACGAGUGCGAUGAAGGAUUCGGGUCCCAAGAGGGCUCCUACACGAAGAAAAUAAUGAAUGGGCUUAUAUGAUGUGUACAUUACCUGUAUGAGGCAGAUUGGGAGACUACUGGGUAGGCUUGGACAACAAAAAGGGAGAUGGACGAGGAGGAUAGACAGAGGAGGAAAUGCAUGGAUUAGAGGAUCGAUUCUGUUCAAAUAUGUACAGCACUUUGAGCCUAGCGGCCUGUAUGAUAUAACAAAAGGGAUGCAUCUCCGAGUUUUGAAACGAAUACGAAUAGUAGCACACUGU
This is a messenger RNA of Trichoderma virens Gv29-8, 595 nucleotides long. RefSeq lists its product as uncharacterized. Lineage: Eukaryota; Fungi; Ascomycota; Sordariomycetes; Hypocreales; Hypocreaceae. Gene Ontology annotation, molecular function: structural constituent of ribosome. The transcript is spliced from 2 exons. The record is from RefSeq and is a predicted model, not a curated record. The coding region runs from base 65 to 358 and encodes 97 amino acids. Gene Ontology annotation, biological process: mitochondrial translation. Gene Ontology annotation, cellular component: mitochondrial large ribosomal subunit.